GUAUUCGGCCCAUUUGUGGCCGAUAUUAAACGACCUUCAAAACGUUUUGUGUCGAAGCAAUCCGCACCAUGGGCUGCGCACAGAGUGCUGAGGAAAGGGCAGCAGCCGCCAGAAGUCGUUUGAUUGAACGCAAUCUGAAAGAGGAUGGGAUACAGGCAGCAAAGGAUAUUAAACUUUUGUUAUUGGGUGCUGGUGAAUCGGGCAAAAGUACAAUUGUUAAACAAAUGAAAAUUAUCCACGAAAGUGGGUUCACUCCUGAGGAUUUCAAACAGUAUAGACCGGUUGUUUACAGCAACACAAUACAAUCAUUAGUUGCAAUACUUAGAGCAAUGCCAAAUCUUAGUAUUCAGUUUAGUAAUAAUGAAAGAGAGAAUGAUUCCAAAAUGGUAUUCGAUGUGUGUUCACGCAUGCACGACACUGAACCCUUCUCAGAGGAACUUUUAGCUGCCAUGAAACGGCUAUGGCAAGAUGCCGGUGUUCAAGAGUGCUUCUCGCGUAGCAACGAAUAUCAAUUAAACGAUUCAGCUAAAUAUUUCCUGGACGAUUUGGAUCGGUUAGGCGCCAAAGAUUAUCAACCAACCGAACAGGAUAUAUUGCGUACUCGUGUCAAAACAACUGGUAUUGUUGAAGUGCACUUUUCAUUUAAAAAUCUUAACUUCAAGUUGUUUGAUGUGGGCGGCCAACGUUCGGAACGAAAGAAAUGGAUCCAUUGCUUUGAAGAUGUAACUGCGAUUAUAUUUUGUGUUGCCAUGUCCGAAUAUGAUCAAGUUUUGCAUGAAGAUGAAACUACAAACCGAAUGCAAGAAUCAUUAAAACUAUUUGACUCCAUUUGCAACAAUAAAUGGUUUACGGAUACUUCGAUCAUUUUAUUCUUAAACAAAAAGGAUUUAUUCGAAGAGAAAAUCCGAAAGAGUCCACUGACAAUCUGUUUCCCUGAAUAUACAGGUGGUCAAGAAUAUGGUGAGGCAGCUGCAUAUAUCCAGGCUCAAUUUGAAGCGAAAAACAAAUCAACCUCAAAAGAAAUUUACUGCCACAUGACGUGUGCUACAGACACAAACAAUAUACAAUUUGUAUUCGAUGCUGUCACCGAUGUUAUCAUCGCCAAUAAUCUCAGAGGUUGCGGUCUUUAUUAA
This is a messenger RNA of Musca vetustissima, 1133 nucleotides long. It is a transcript of the gene Galphao, whose product is annotated as G protein alpha o subunit. The transcript is spliced from 7 exons. The record is from RefSeq and is a predicted model, not a curated record. NCBI's taxonomy places the organism in Eukaryota, Metazoa, Arthropoda, Insecta, Diptera, Muscidae. Gene Ontology annotation, molecular function: G-protein beta/gamma-subunit complex binding; GTPase activity; GTP binding. Bases 69 to 1133 code for a protein of 354 amino acids. Gene Ontology annotation, biological process: adenylate cyclase-modulating G protein-coupled receptor signaling pathway. Gene Ontology annotation, cellular component: heterotrimeric G-protein complex.